Theobroma cacao (cacao) is the source of this 2777-nucleotide messenger RNA. Its product is annotated as protein ACCELERATED CELL DEATH 6-like. The record is from RefSeq and is a predicted model, not a curated record. Gene Ontology annotation, cellular component: plasma membrane. Gene Ontology annotation, molecular function: protein binding. Lineage: Eukaryota; Viridiplantae; Streptophyta; Magnoliopsida; Malvales; Malvaceae.
UCAAUGAUUAGGAAGGCUGCAAAUUUCCUCUGGAAUUAAGAAGUUUCUACUUCUGUUAACUAAACAGAGAUUCAUAAAUUUUACGAGUCUGGACAGAACUAUAGGUAAUUGAUUACUCUGGAAAGGCAGUGGAUUACCUUCGAAAUGAAGAAUCACUACUGCUGCUUACUAAACAGUAACCAUACUUACCUCUUGUAGACAUUGUAAGGUCCAUUUUUGAUGAUUUUAGAGUUUAUUCAUAAAAAUAGGUGCCUUUGGAGGAAUCAGUGGAAGCUACGAGCAGCAAUAAUAUGCUUUGUUUUCCUGCAUUUGCUUGGUAGGUUUUGUUAAUUGUUUCCUUUGGCCCCAGAGGAGGUGAUCAUCAUGUUGCCAUUGAUUUGAUUUUGCAACAUAUCCGCACCAAUCUUGCUGGGCAUGACCUCUGCAAAAUAUAUCCAGUCAACGUUUCAGGUCUAACUCCUAUGUGAUGGAAGGAAUUUAAAGUGGAAAAUGUUGAAGGAUAUUGUUUUCCAGUGGCCCCUAAAAGUAUGGGUCAAGUCAACUUGUUCACAUUUGUAGCUACCAUUGGGAAGCCUUAAAAUUAAAUAAAACACCCAAGAUGAACCUUUGCUGGUUGUGUAUGCUACCGGUACCAGAUAUUGAAUCAAUGGAUCCAAGAUUAUACCAAUCUGCCAAGUUGGGCCAAGUUGAUUCCUUCAAACAUCUUCUUCAUCAAAAUCCAGGCAUACUUUCUAAGGUGACUCCCCAGGGAAACACAGCCCUCCAUAUUGCUGUGAAAUUUGGACACAAGGGUAUUGUCACUGAGAUCUGUGGCCGGUGUGUUUCCCUCCUGAUAAAGCAGAACUUAGAUGGAGAUACACCUCUACAUAUUGCUGCAAGGGCAGGUCAUUUCUCUAUACUUGAUUUUCUGGUAAGAGCAAUCUUCUCUUCAUCGUGGGGAGGACGUGAAGAUGAAAUCAUGGGCAAGUUUGGGAUUCUGAGCAUGGGAAACAGGGAGAACAGCACCGUUUUGCAUGAGGCUGUCAGGAAUGGUCAUCUUUGUGUGGUUCAGCUCUUGCUGAAGGUUGAUCCUAAGUUGGCUUCUUUAGAAAAUUCCGCUGGUGAAUCGCCUUUAUAUCUUGCUGCUAGAGAAGGAAUGCUAGAGAUAGUGAAUGAAAUUCUGACAUCAACUACGGCCCCAGCUCAUGGAGGUUCAGAAGGCCAAACAGCUUUGCAUGCUGCUGUGAUUGAGAGGCAUCAUGGUAUCAUGCAAGUCCUCCUAAGAGCCAAACCAGAGCUGAUCAGAGAAGUUGACCAUCAUGGCAGAACCUGUCUCUACUAUGCAGCAUCUCUAGGAGACAAUAACACAGUGAAACAAUUACUGGAACUUGAUAAUACUGUUGCAUAUGUAUUGGACAAACAUGGUCACUCACCACUUCAUGUUGCGGCUAGCAGCGGUCAUGUUAACAUUAUAAAGGAGCUUAUUCGACAUUGUCCAGAUUCUGCAGAACUUGUUGAUUUAUGUGGGCGUAAUGCUCUUCAUGCUGCCAUCCUUAGUGGGAAAGGUAAUGUCAUCAGGUAUAUGCUAGAAACAGCAGAAACAGAGGGGCUCAUAAACCAACCUGAUGAGGAUGGAAAUACACCUUUGCAUCUGGCCACUAUGGGAAGGAAAACUUGGAUUGUGCGGUACUUGAUAUGGGAUAAAAGAGUGGAUCGAAGAGCCAAGAACAAAAAGGGCCAAACUGCCUUUGAUAUUGAUCAUUCAAUCAGAGAAUCAUGUCUCACAGUUCCCACAAAGACAGUUUCAAUCAUAUGGAGAAAAUUCAGCUCCCCACCUACUUGGAAUAUUAGAGAAAACAUUCCUCCAAGUGCAAACCAAGAAGCAGAAGAUGCCAAAAUGCAGUCUUAUAAGCAAAUGGGUCAAACCCUCCUGAUGGUAACAACUUUAAUCACAACUGUUACAUUUGCGGCAGCAUUCACAAUGCCUGGUGGCUACAGCCAGAAUGGUCCAAACCAAGGCCUGGCGCUUCUAAAUGCAAGCAAAACCCUUGGAUUGUUUGUCAUCUACGAUAUUAUUGCAAUGACCUGUUCGACAACAGCUGCUUGCCUCAUAUUUUGGGGAGCUAUCAGUAGCAAAGAAUCCUACCCAUUUUACCUAGCAUUGGCCUCAUUUCUUACAUACAUAGCACUACAAUCGACUGCAGGAGCCUUCAUGACAGGCAUUAUUGCUGUUUUGCCUCAUCACGAUUAUAUUGACACUAUGGCUGUUAUAGUAGCCAUUGCUUUCAAUAUUAUCACAUGCCUGUUUCUUUUCCAGUUGCUUCAGAUUUUUUAUAUCUCUGAAGUUUCCCAGUUCUUCAUUUCUCAUCUUUAUAAGCUCAAGUUGAGAAAAAUAAACAAAUGAUUGAGAGGAAAACAUUGUUCAUCUCAUACUCCACUGUUCCUAUAGAAUGGAUAUGGAUCCUCAGUUGCUAGCAUUGGUUUCAUGCUGCGCAAGAAGAGAAGUAAAAGAGAAAAUCUUGCGGACUUCAAGGAAAUGGUUGAUCUCUCACCUUGAUUCUAAAAUGGAACUGGUACAGACAAUGGAAGCUCAAAACUUAGGCGGUCCAGGGGGAUGACAUCCAUUACCAUGUGUGUCAUCUUGUGUUAAUGUAACAAAGCAGAGGAUAUGAAGCAGAAAACUAGAGUAGAGAUUUAACAAAGAGUCAUUCUUCUUCAUUAAGAUAACACAGAGGUUAUAGACUCUGUUGUACAAGAUGAACACUUGUAACCAAGCUUAACAAGUGUUAAACAAGCUU